AUGUCUCAUCGUUCAUAAGGUCCUCUUAGAGGGCAACAUUACAGACAAGCUAACUUAACAUAAAUGGGAAUAAAGAUUAUUGAUUAGAAAAGCGAGUCAAUAUAUGUAGACUCUGAAGUAUCUAUUAAGAAACGAAAACAAAAGAACCCUUUGGAGAUUAAUAGGGGCUUAUAUAAAUCAUAAACAUAUAAGGAAAUAUAUAAAUAAGAUUCCUUAAAAGAAAAUGAUAAAUUUGAUUCUCCCUUAGAUUAAUCUGUGAAUUAGCCUCUUUAUGUAACAAAUAAAUUUUCUAGCUCUUUACGCAAAUACAAUGUACAAGGACUUACAAGAAUCUUUAUUCAGAAAUUACUCUAUAAUUUAAGGAUUUCUUAAAAAUAAUAGAAUCUCACAAAGAAAUUUCAAAAAUUCUUAGAGGAUAAGGCAAGUGAUACUAUAAAUGAAGAAUCAGAAGAUAAAGAACCUUUGAAUUGUAAAUUAUUUUUAAAAGAUUCUUAUGAGAGAACUCUUUUGGAUCUAUGUUUAAUAUUGAUCCUAAUCUCAUAUAGUAUUUUGGUGCCUAUCUUUUGUGACAGAAUUGAAUUACUAUUAAUAUUUGGUAAGACUAUAUCGUUAUCAUAGUGUUUUUAUAUUCAAUUUUUAAAGUAAUCGAUUACAAAACAUGUUGCUUUAUAGAUUUACCAAUAAUUAGUAUUAACAUAUUGGCAUUAUACUAAACUCAUUUUGUUUUUGCAAAUAUAAUAAAUGUGAUUAAACUCUAUUAAUUAUUGAAAUCAAUUAAUAUUUUGACUGAAAAAAAAUUGAUUCGGUUAUUAUUUUCAAUAUUAAUAAUAAUAAUACAUGUAAAUAAUAGUGCACUUUUUUGGAGAAAUUUAUUAAAUGAUGAUGAUUUAGAUUAUAAACAUUUGUUAAGUGAGUAAAUUACUUUAUUAUUUAAUUUUGAAUUCUAAAUAUAGGAUUAAAAUUAUUAAAUUUAUAAUUCAGUGAAUAGAAUUUUGAGUUUUUUAGUAGUAUUGUAUUUUUCACAAUAAUUCCUUAAUUUUAUUAGACUUCCAAGUGAUUUAAAAAAAAAAGAGGAACUAUUUGAAUAGUUAUUAAGAAAAAAUACAAUGAGUAAAUAACCAUUCAGAAUAUAACAUUAAGUUAGAUAAUUAUUAUGGUCAAAGGUUUAGAAUUAUAAACAAGUAGAUUCACAUCCUAGUUAAUUAGAAUUGAAUUUUCCAAAUGAAUUAAGAAGAUCACUUAAUUUACAUAGUUAUUUGGAUAUAAUUUAAAAAUCUUCAUUUAUAAAAUAAUAAUUUAGUCCAUAAUUUUAAUCAAGUUUAUCAGAAUUUGUUAAAGAAUAAACUGUAGAAUAAGGUGAAAUAAUUUAAUAAGAGAAUUCAGGUGUUAGUAAAUUGAUAUUCUUAUUAGAAGGAGAAUUAUCAAUUAAAAUUAAUAAUAGAAGAGUUUAAAUCUUAAAAAAAUUUAGUAUUGUAAAUCAAUAUGAAUUUUUUGCUUGUUAAUUAUCACCUUGUAAUAUUGUGGCAAAAUCAAGAUGCAAAAUUAUUGUAAUUGACUAUCAAUAAUUUUAUGAUUUAGUGUGUAUGCAUAAUUAAGAUUUUCAGAUAUACAGAAUGUGGUAUGAUAGAAUGAUUCAUUAAAAUCAAAGAUGUGUAUAUAAAGUAUAAAUAACUAUUUAUAUUAUAGAUUUGCUAUAUAUGUAUGGACCACCAUGAAACAUGUAUGUGUCCUGCAGUAUUUUAUUAACCUAACUAUAAUAAAAUUGUUUCUAAUAGUACAUAUACUAUCCCCAAUUUCAGAUUAAAAUACCAUAGAUUUGAGAAAAAGAGAAUUUCCUCUUUGACUUAAUAAAAUCUAAUUAGUAUCACUGCUGUUAAUUGGGCAUAACAAUUUAAUAUAAUUUCGAAGAAUACAGAUAUGGUAGAUUAAUUUUUAGGUAAGUAGGAUAGAGAAGAAGAAUAUCAAUUAUUUGCAGAUGAAGAUCAUACAUCAAAAUAUUUAACUCAAACUUAUACUCAUUAAUAAAGUAUUAAAUCUCCAAAAACAAAUAAAACUGGGAUUACAGGAAGAGAAAGAGAUCGAGUUCAUACAGAUUCAAAUAUAAAUAGAACUCUAACAAUUAGAACUUUAAAAGCAUCAGAAAAUGGAACCACAAGAUUAAAGCCUAAUAAUAAUGUAAAUAGCAAUAAUGAUUCAAUCGUUGUAAGUAAUUCUCCUUCUCCUUUAUAAUAACCUAAUAAAACUCCUUUGAUGCUAUUUACAAAAGAAUAAAUAAAAAGAUAAUCCAAUAUCAGUAGUAGCUUUACUAUUGAUAGAGGUUAAGAUAAGAAAUCUUCAUUAUAAUCUUAAUAAUAGCCAGUUCAUUCAACAAGCAUACUAUAAAGUAAAGAGAUGGUUCAAUAAUUGUAAAGUAAUUUAGGUAGUCCAAAUAUGUUGAAUACUCAAACUAAAUUAAAUGGUAAUGAUUUAAGUAUAAAUUGGCAUCGCUCUGAUACAUAACCUAUAGUAAUAAUGAUAUUUUAGAUUAGUUUUCGGAUUUGAUUGGUUCAGUUGGUUAGUUAAUAUUAAUUCGAGAUUUUGAAAAUAUGCGGUACUAUGAAUGGUAUUUUCCAAAACACAAUUACAUAGUAGUAAUUGAGAGAUUUAGAAAGUAUUUGAGUAAAAAAUUCAAUAGUAGAUGA
Molecule: messenger RNA, 2681 nt
Organism: Paramecium pentaurelia
Lineage: Eukaryota; Ciliophora; Oligohymenophorea; Peniculida; Parameciidae
Source: the annotation of a GenBank genome assembly